AUGCAGCUCGAGCGAGCCUGGCACCGUCAGUCUGAUGGCAGAGGCCUGACCAUGGCAGCAGGCUUCCGUGGCGUGCUUCUUCUUGGUUUUCCGAUUGCCAUCCGUGCUGACUGUGUGGCAGGUGAAGAGAGAGGAAGGUGCUUGACAGUUCUCCGAGAUGCGGCGACGGAUGGGAGGCUUUUCGGCAAACCUGGAAAAGACAACUUCUGCAGCUUUGCCUCUGUAUGUUUCGAGAUGGCGUGCCCAAUAAAACCUGGCGCGCCGGAGUUCCCGCUGCUGCCUUGGCCUUCGGAGGAGCUGCUCUUCGGCGUGGAGAGCGCUGGCUCGAGCUGCUCCAAGCUUCUGAACCCGAGCUGUGCAGCCGAGUAUCAGAGGGCCGAAUUGGACUGUGCCCGAGAUCCUCAUAGCAGGAGCAUUUGGGAGGGUGAGACGCAAGGUCUAUGUCCAAGAUGCCAGAAGCUGGUGCGAGCAUACCAUCAGCUGAGCAAGCUCUGCCAAACCGGACGGGACUUCUCCCUGGAUGCCCUGAAGCUACAUUUCUUGGAGAGGUCGGCGAGCGACGACAUUUGGCGAUCCGACUUGACAGCAGCGGCUGCUGCGCGAUUUGUUGCUGAGCGGCGGGAAAUGGGCCAUCGCUUCCAGCGAGAGUUCCAGGAGCUGCUGAAAGAAGCACAUAAGUCCUGCAAAGCGUUGCAGGGAGAGAAGCAUCGCAGACGGCGGCAGCUGAGACAAAGACAGGCGAACAUGCCUGCCAGCAAGGAGGAUGGAUGCGAGGAUGACGGACAGGAGGCUGCCGAGGAGGAAAACAUCACGGUGGACGAUGUGGUAGAGGUUGAGGAGACCUCCCGCGAUAAGCUGAUCCGCAAUUUUUUCUCCAUGUCAACGUUUCCGAAGGAGACUUUGCCGCAAGUCCCAGAGCAAGAGAAACCCGAACUUCUGGCGCCGUUGCAGGCACCACCGCCCGGCGUGCCGCGACACUCAGCCGAGUCGCUGAAUCUGCGUCACAAGGCACGGAAGCUUGGCUUGGCCCAGCGAUACGUCGAGGCAUUCCUAGGGAGAGGGCUGAAAAGGUUGUAG
Symbiodinium sp. CCMP2456 is the source of this 1077-nucleotide messenger RNA. Lineage: Eukaryota; Dinophyceae; Suessiales; Symbiodiniaceae. The record is from the annotation of a GenBank genome assembly.